AUGAAUCUGUUACUGAAGAGCAGUAAGGAGUUCUCCUCCAGCGAGUACUGGGAGCAGUUCUUCCGGCGCACAGGGGGGUGCGGGCCUUCCAGUGGUAUGGCGGAUACUUGGAGCUGUGUGGUGUGCUGCACAAAUACAUUCAACACAAAGACAAGGUGCUAGUGGUGGGCUGUGGCAACUCAGAGUUAAGUGAAAGGCUAUAUGAUGCUGGAUGCCAGAAUCUGACCAAUAUUGAUGUGAGUGAGGUGGUCAUUCACCAAAUGAACGAGCGAAAUGCCAAACGAAGACCUCUGAUGACAUAUCAGUUGAUGGAUGCCACACAGACUACAUUUUCUGAUUCUCACUUUCAGGCUGUGUUGGAUAAGGGGACAUUGGAUGCCAUACUCCCUGAUACAGAAGAGAGAACUCUGGAAACUGCUACAAAGUUCCUGGUUGAAAUUGGUCGUGUCUUGCAAUAUGGC
Molecule: messenger RNA, 461 nt
Organism: Staurois parvus
Lineage: Eukaryota; Metazoa; Chordata; Amphibia; Anura; Ranidae
Source: the annotation of a GenBank genome assembly